AUGGCUUCAGCACAGAUCCAAACUCUCUUGAGAUUCUUGUCGCAAGAUGCCAAGGUUCCUUUGGCUACGGCAAUGGGCAGAACAUUAGAGCUGCAGAAAGCUAAUCUGAUAACGAUAGAACAAAUCUCGAAAGCAAACCUGGAAAUAUUGGAAGGCAUCUUCAAUGAUAAGAAGAUUGCGAAACAAGUUCUCAAUGCCGCUAAACGGAUAUCCAAGAAGCGAGGAGCUUCGGAUGAUACCAAAUCAUCACCCCAGAAACGCAACAAAAGCUCCAGACUAUUUAAAAAGACUCUACUCCAUAUGAGAUUGAAUCUUCACUCAGUUUGCCCAGCACUUCUGUCAACGAAGAUGAACUGA
Molecule: messenger RNA, 357 nt
Organism: Penicillium canescens
Lineage: Eukaryota; Fungi; Ascomycota; Eurotiomycetes; Eurotiales; Aspergillaceae
Exons: 2
Coding region: 1-357 (118 amino acids)
Source: RefSeq, a predicted model, not a curated record